Messenger RNA from Apus apus (common swift), 3163 nucleotides. It is a transcript of the gene PLRG1, whose product is annotated as pleiotropic regulator 1. Gene Ontology annotation, molecular function: protein binding. NCBI's taxonomy places the organism in Eukaryota, Metazoa, Chordata, Aves, Apodiformes, Apodidae. Bases 112 to 1743 code for a protein of 543 amino acids. The record is from RefSeq and is a predicted model, not a curated record. Gene Ontology annotation, biological process: mRNA splicing, via spliceosome. Gene Ontology annotation, cellular component: Prp19 complex; precatalytic spliceosome; catalytic step 2 spliceosome. The transcript is spliced from 15 exons.
GAGGGCUUGGAAUUAAAGCUGGGGAGAAGGACCCCGGUCCUGUAGGCAGUGCAGUAGUUACUGUGGGGUGAAUGUCGUGCGUGUCUGAAAGCAAGUGGUGGUGUCAGGAGCAUGGAAGAAGAUGCAAAGACUGCUGCCUCGUGUAACACUGGACUAACUGUUUUUUUACAGAGUGGUGUCUCUGUCAAAGAAUACUUGCAGGAAGUCCAGAAGCAUUCUGUGCACACACUUGUGUUCAGAUCUUUGAAGAGAACCCAUGAUAUGUUUGUAGCUGAUAAUGCCAAGCCUAUCCCAUUAGAUGAAGAAAGUCACAAAGUGAAGAUGGCAGUCAAGCUGCGUACAGAGUAUGGCUCAGUGCUACACAUGCCUACUCUUAAAGAAAACUUAAGAGAGAAGGGAGGCCCAAAUACUGGGGAUCCUUAUGGACACAAACAGUAUUCUGGAAAUCAAGGACAAGAACUUGAGUAUUUGAUAACAGGUACACAUCCGUAUCCACCUGGGCCCGGUGUGGCUCUGACAGCAGAUUCUAAGGUCCAGAGGAUGCCUAGUGAGUCUGCAGCACAGUCCUUGGCUGUAGCACUUCCUGCUUCUCAGUCCAGGUUGGAUGCCAAUCGAACAGCUGCUGGUGUGGGUGAUAUUUACAGGCACGCUGGAAUAUCUGAGCGUUCGCAGCCUCCUGGGAUGUCUGGGGCUAUGGUAGAAGCUGGUGGAAACAAAAAUUCUGCAUUAAUGGCAAAGAAGGCUCCAACCAUGCCUAAACCACAGUGGCAUCCACCUUGGAAACUGUACAGAGUUAUCAGUGGUCACCUGGGUUGGGUGAGAUGCAUUGCAGUAGAACCAGGAAAUCAGUGGUUUGUUACUGGCUCUGCUGACAGAACUAUAAAGAUAUGGGACCUUGCUAGCGGGAAAUUGAAAUUGUCUUUGACGGGACACAUCAGUACUGUACGAGGGGUGAUAGUAAGUGCAAGAAGUCCAUACCUCUUUUCUUGUGGAGAAGACAAGCAAGUGAAAUGCUGGGAUCUUGAAUACAAUAAGGUUAUCAGACAUUACCAUGGUCAUCUAAGUGCUGUCUAUGGUUUAGACUUGCAUCCCACAAUAGAUGUCCUGGUAACAUGCAGCAGAGAUUCAACAGCACGAAUUUGGGAUGUGAGGACGAAAGCCAGCGUGCACACGUUGUCGGGACACACAAAUGCGGUAGCGACAGUGAAAUGCCAAGCUGCAGAGCCACAAAUUAUUACAGGUAGUCAUGAUACUACCAUACGGCUCUGGGAUUUGGUGGCAGGAAAAACCCGUGUUACUUUAACAAAUCACAAAAAAUCUGUAAGAGCAGUAGUGCUACAUCCAAGACAUUACACAUUUGCAUCUGGUUCUCCAGAUAAUAUUAAACAGUGGAAAUUCCCAGAUGGAAAUUUCAUUCAGAACCUUUCUGGGCACAAUGCUAUCAUCAACACACUGGCUGUGAAUUCCGAUGGUGUUCUGGUCUCAGGAGCUGAUAAUGGUACUAUGCAUCUUUGGGAUUGGAGAACUGGAUACAAUUUCCAGAGAGUACAUGCAGCUGUACAGCCAGGCUCUUUGGACAGUGAAUCAGGAAUAUUUGCUUGUGUUUUUGACCAGUCAGAAAGCAGAUUGCUGACUGCUGAAGCUGAUAAAACCAUAAAAGUAUACAAAGAAGAUGAUACUGCGACUGAAGAAACUCAUCCUAUCAGCUGGAAACCAGAAAUUAUCAAGAGAAAGCGAUUUUAGUGCAGCAACACACUUAUACUGUAAUUUUGUUUUGGUUUUCCUGAGAGCAUUCAGUCACAUUUUGUUCUGCCUAGAACAGCAGAGCAGGAAGUCAGUUAAGUCAUUGCUAUUUCAACAUGUUUUUGUAAUAAAUUUUAUUUCUCUUCCCUUUUGUCUUUUUUUGGUGUGAUCCCAGUAAACCGGUUGCAGCUGUUAAAAUUCUCUUUGUGGAGCAUGUAUAUGCCAUGAAAAGGACAGAUAUGCAGGUGCUUAAUUUUUUGUAUGAAACCAUUGUGUAAGUCUAAAAAUAUUUUGAGCCAGGUUUUCUGAAAGACCCUUGGUUGACUCAAAAAAUUAUUUGUGAAUUUAUGCAUAGAAGCCAUCUAGUGGAACUUCUUGAGCUACACUUUUGGAUUUUAGACCAGUAUUGUUUAUUGUACAUAUGCUAAGGAUAUACUGUUAUGGAACAGUAUAUACACUAAAUUCCAGAGUAAUAGAAUGAUCAAGAAAAAAGCAGGACAAUAUAAUAAUAAUAAUGUUGUUUGCUUUAUAAACACAGCCACUGAGCAUUGCCAGUGCUGUUAUUGAAUGAAAUAGGUCUUCCAAGUGUUUAUUUCCCUAGGAAAGCUUUCAUAUUCAACUCCUCAUCUUCACUCAUUCAGAGUGGGCCUUCUGUAGCAAAGACCACUGUCAAGACAUAUUGUUCACAGUCACCAGAGGGUUAGGACCAGUUGACUUUUUGUAAGUCACCUGUUGGGUUUGGUUUGGUUUUUUUUCAGUUAUCCAAAGCAUGUAUGAUGAUAGAAUACAGCAAAAUUUUAAAACUGAGCUCUUGAGAGGAAAAGUUCUGAAGUCAUUCCAGCCUUAAUUUUACAUGUUGCUGUGUCCCCAUGAUCUUAUGAAGGAAUUGAAAAAAAAAAAAAAAGCUACUGAAAGAUAUUUAGAGUAAAUAUGUACGCCUCAUUACUACAGCUGUGAUGUCUGUGCUGCUGUAAAGCCAUUGCUCUUCAUGGGUGGAGAAAAGCAUUGUCAUCAAGCUGUUCCCUUAUUGGCAACCUUGUUCCCUUAUUGGCAGCCUCGUGAGCAGCAUUAACAGCUGCAGUGGCAAGUUCUGUGCUGGUAGAUGCUGAGCAUUGCUCAGUGGCAACAACGUCAAUAGUGAGCCGUUCACAACCAUUAUUUCUCUUCUGUGUGACUUAUUUCAAAUCUGGGAUUUAUGCUAGAGAAGUGACACCUGCAGUGGAAAAAGCUUGUAAAAAUAAGUGCUGUUUACGUUAUGAGAAUUUUUGUUUUGUCUUUUAUGAUGUUCAGGAGGUCUUGUAUUUAUCAUUUAAAUGUUUGACAAAGUCCUUUUAAAGGGCAGGGAAUAUUUGGUGUUUACAAGUUGGAUUAAACACUAGAAAAAAUUGAAGUAUCAUCCAAAUAAAAUACCACAUUCUGA